Populus euphratica (Euphrates poplar) is the source of this 669-nucleotide messenger RNA. Its product is annotated as pathogenesis-related protein 1-like. The transcript has a single exon. Gene Ontology annotation, cellular component: extracellular region. The record is from RefSeq and is a predicted model, not a curated record. Bases 71 to 559 code for a protein of 162 amino acids. Lineage: Eukaryota; Viridiplantae; Streptophyta; Magnoliopsida; Malpighiales; Salicaceae.
CUCUCAUUGUUAUUUCAUCCAUCACCUACGAAAUUCUUUUGCAAGAUAAAGAAAAGAGAAAGUGUGCAAAAUGAUGUCAAGCAAGAUUUCUCUUGCUUUCUUUACUCUUAUAAUAACCCUAUCCCUAAUCCUUCCCUCUCGUGCCCAAGACAACCCACAAGAUUACCUUGAUGCUCAUAAUGCAGCUCGUGCAGCUGUAGGUGUUGGUCCACUAACCUGGGACACCACAGUGCAAGCCUAUGCACAAAAUUAUGCUAACCAACGUGCCGGCGAUUGCAACCUUGUCCAUUCAGGUGGACCUUACGGGGAGAACCUUGCAUGGAGCAGCGCGGACCUUUCAGGUACAGAUGCUGUAAAAAUGUGGGUUGAUGAGAAGGCUUACUACGACUACAGCUCCAACUCAUGUGCCGCUGGCCAGCAGUGUGGGCACUAUACUCAGGUGGUUUGGCGUAACUCUGCUCGCCUAGGAUGUGCUAAAGUGAAGUGUAGCACCGGAGGAACCUUCAUUGGGUGCAACUAUGAUCCACCCGGCAAUUAUGUUGGGCAAAAACCUUACUAAACCUUUCUGAUUAUGAAAUUAGUGCUUCUAUUACCUGGAAUAAUAGUGAUAAAUAAGCUGAUUUAUAUUGGCAUUAAUUAAUAUAUGAUAGAAAAAUAUUUGCUACAUCU